Molecule: messenger RNA, 6102 nt
Organism: Puntigrus tetrazona (Sumatra barb)
Lineage: Eukaryota; Metazoa; Chordata; Actinopteri; Cypriniformes; Cyprinidae
Gene: nup205
Product: nucleoporin 205
Biological process (GO): nuclear pore organization
Cellular component (GO): nuclear pore inner ring; nuclear pore
Molecular function (GO): structural constituent of nuclear pore
Source: RefSeq, a predicted model, not a curated record
UCGGGGCAGCCCUCUCACGCUUCAGACAUGGCGACGCAGAUGGCGGUAAAUUCAGGAGCCAGUCUGUGGGGCCCUCUGAAGGAGCUCUGGGAAGCUGUGGAGGGGGCCAUAUGGAGACGACAACCAGAAAGUGUUCAUCUUUUAGAUCUGCAGUUGAAGAAACACAAACCUUCCUUUCUGACCCUCUUCAAAAACCCAGUGAAGAGCGCAGAACAGAGAGAAAAGGUACGGAAAGCCAGCACAGAAGGCAUUGCUAUUCAGGGCCAGCAGGGUGUGCGACUGCUUCCUGAGCAGCUUAUCUCAGAAGCCUUCAUCCUAAGUGACCUUUUUGACCUGGGAGAACUAGCUGCACUUGAACUGCUGUUGGCAGGAGAGCACCAGCAGCCUCACUUUCCCGGCCUGACUCGAGGCCUGGUAGCUGUGCUCCUUUACUGGGAUGGCAAGCGCUGUGUGGCAAACUCCCUUCCGCUCAUCCAGUCCCGACACGGGAAGACUUUCACGCUUGACUUGAGUCCUGAAUUGGUGAAUCUCACUACACGGUUCACGGAUGAGCUGAUGGCUCAGGGUUUGACCAAACAAAUCUUGAACUUGAUCUCCGAUAUCAGCAUUACCCGUGAGUUUGAGAGACUUCAGAAAGAUCGGGGCCUUGGCAAUGAGAAACACAGAAAAGAGGUGUCCGACCUCAUCAAAGAGUGCCGACAGUCACUAGCAGAGUGUCUGUUUUUAUGGACGUGCCAGUCGCCUCUCAGCAAAGAGGACACCCUGACUCUGAUUGGCCACUUGGAGACAGUGACAGCUGAAGCUGAUGGUUCAUUGGAUAGCGUUAACCUUGCUUUAGUCAUGGGAUUGCUUUAUUGCCUGGAUGUUAGUUUUCUGGAGCAAGGAACAGAGGACAGAGAAGACUUGCUUCAGGCCUUGCCUCUGCUGACAGAGAAGCAGUAUGUGGCAGCAGUGCACAGUCGGCUGGUGGAGGGUCAGGCCUGGAAGCUUCCUGGACUGCAGGCAGUGGUGCAGAUGGCCUGGGCUCUCUCUCUGAGAGCUGUGUCACAGCUUCCACAGGGCGCAGCUCUAGUGGAGUUCACUGAGGCAGAUGAGGCUCUGGCAGACCAGGCACUGUUGGGUGGUGUCUUCCUCUUCCUGACAGAGGGCAUCCUAGGCAGUGAUUGCUUCAGCCAAGAAGAAUUCUACACCCGUCGACUGCAUUCUCUCAUUACAGAUUUCCUGGCUCUUAUGCCAAUGAAGGUGAAGCAGUUGCGUAACCGUGCCGAUGAAGAUGCUCGACUGAUCCACAUGGCUCUGCAGAUGGGCAGCGAGCCACCAUCAUCUCUACGCAAGGACUUGGAUCACCUCAUGAUACUUAUUGGAGAGUUUUACGGUAAAGAUCCGUUUGAACUUGAGCUGGCCCUGGAGUUCUGGUGUCCAUCAGAGUCUCUUCAACACACUUCACUCACUGGAUCUUUUCUUGGAGUACCUCUCCAAAGACCCCCUCACAAACAGGUGGUUCUCUCCAAGUUUGUGCGUCAGAUGGGUGAUCUGCUCCCCGCUACUCUCUACAUCCCUUACUUGCGCAUGCUGAAAGGUCUUGCUAAUGGUCCUCAGUGUUCCCACUACUGCUUUAGUCUGCUUAAAACCAACGGAGCUCCACACGGAGAGAACCGGCAAGCUGGGGUGUCGGGCAGUGUUGUGUCAUGGGAGCACUUUUUCCAUUCUCUAAUGCUUUACCAUGAGAACCUGCGACGAGAUGUGCCCAGUGCCGACAGCACACAGUACCGCCACCCACCCAUCAGAGGCAUCACUCAGAGAGAGCUAGAAGGCCUCACAGCAUUCCUCCAGCUGCUCACCACUAUCAUCACCUGGAGUGAGAAUGCACGUCUAGCUCUUUGUGAACAUCCUCAAUGGACGCCUGUGGUAGUGAUGCUGGGAUUGCUGCAGUGCAGUGUUCAGCCUGUGCUAAAAGCUCAAGUCUUGCUUGCUCUUGCUGCCUUUGGCAAAUCUCCUGAGAUCGCUGCGUCCCUCUGGCAAUCACUGGAGUACACACAGAUCCUGCAGACAGUGAAAGUCCCUGGACAGAGGCAGGCUGCUGGGAUUGAGGUGGAGCUAAAUGAGAUUGAGUCGAGCUGUGAGGAGUAUCCUCUCACAAAGGCCUUUUGUCAUCUGAUCAGUACUCUGGUAGAGAGUGCACUUCCAGUGAAUCUUGGAGCAGGAUUGCGUGCACCAGGCUUUCAGCCUUAUCUUGACUUCCUGCGUGACUCUGUGUUUCUGGCCUUCCCCACACGUGCUUAUCGGCGACCAGCAGAAAAGUGGGAAGUAGCUGAGGCAGUGCUAGAGGUGUUUCAUAAACUUCUGAGAGAAUAUGAGCCACAGCCAGCCGACUUCUUGCUGGAAAUGGUGGAGCUUCAGGGAGAGCAAGUGCCGGCCCAUAAGCCCCCUGGACACAGUCUGAUGUUCCACCUGCUGAAUGACUCACCCACCUUCUCUCUCUGCCUCAGUCUGCUGGAGGAGGGCGCUCGCCAGCUAGACUCCUACGCCCCCUUUCCUGGUAAAAAGCAGUUGGAGUCGGCAGUGCUACACUGUCUGUGUUUGUUGGAGCUGGCUCUGCAGAAGGAGGUGACCUUUAUGGAUCUGCUGAGAGAAAGUCAGACAUCGCUACUUGUUUCCCUGGAACAACUUCUGCAGGGUGUCAGUGCUCAAAGCAGACGGGCCGAUCACAUCACCAACAUUGCCAGGUACCUGUACCACAGCAGCUCAAACCCUGAUGCUGCUUUCCAGAGUGCCAAGAUCCUGCGCCGUAUCACACGCUACCCAAACAUCCAGGCCAGACUGGUUGGAGACUUCACACAUGAUCAGAUGGUGAGUGAGAAGUUGAUGGCUGGUUUUGUGGAGUGUUUGGACAGUGAGGAAGCUCAGGAGGGAGUAGCUGCAGAUGACUCGGACCCUGAGAAACGGGUGGCAAGGAUUCGUCAUGAAACCAAGAUCCACAUCCUGAACCUUCUGAUCACCUCUCUAGAGCUAAAGGGCCCCAAUCUGGGCUUGUAUCUACUGGGCUAUGAAGUGAAGAAGCCGGUUUCCUCAACUAACCUGCAGGACCCAGGUGUUCUUGGCUGUCCACGGAGCUGCCUGCAUGCAAUCCUCAGUCUGCUCCAGAGGGGUAGUGAGUGGCGCACUGGACCUGUGCUCACCAAACAAGCCCCUCAACUAGCUGAACUCUGCUACCAGGUGAUCUAUCAGCUGUGUGCCUGUCCUGAUACUUCUGGGCCCACCAUGCGUUACCUCAGGACCAGUCAGGACUUCUUGUUCUCUCAUCUGCAGCACCUUCCUUUCAUUCUACCAAAGAAUGAGAUUGCUGCACUGUCUCAGAUGUCCUGGCUGAUGAAGACUGCAGCCAUUGAGCUCAGAGUAACCUCACUAAACCGUCAGCGCUCUCACACACAGAGACUGCUCAACCUCCUCCUGGAUGACCAGCCACACACAUUACAUUCCGCAGAUGGAGAGACGGGCAUGGAAGAGGAGAGUAGAUCAGUCAGUGGUUUUCUGCACUUUGGCACGGUCUCCAAGGUACGCAGGAGGCUGCUGAGUGUUUUGGAUGCCAUAGACUUCAGUCAGGAGGCCCCGGAGCUUCUGCAGCUGGACUUCUUUGAGCGUGCUCAGAUUGAACAGGUCAUCACCAACUGUGAACACGUCAAUGAGCAGGGACACACAGUCUGCAACGUCAAGUUGCUCCAUCGAGUUUUAGUUGCAGAGAUUAACGCACUGCAGGGCAUGGCGGCCAUUGGGCAAAGACCUCUGCUGUUGGAGGAGGUGAACUCAAUCCUGCAGCAGGUGGUGGAGAGAAACCGUGUGCGGUGUAGUCUCAGUGCCAAGCGUCAUGCUUUGCAGAGCUGGAGGAGUCUGGUUGAGACCAUCCUCACAGCCUGUCCUUCAGAGCUCAUCCCAGCAGACCAGCGCCAGCUGAUCAUCAGAGAUUUGCUGCUGGAUCUGCACGACAAGGUGUUGUCAGAAGAUGCUGCUGGUGAAUUGAUGCCAAUUGUAGCUGGGGCAGUCUUCACAUUAACAGCACAACUCAGCCAAUCGGUGCUGUCUGAGCAGCAGGGGGCGGGGCCAGAGGGUGGUUCUGGAUCAGGAUUUGCUUCAAUUGCUAACUCCGCCCUCCACCUCAUCCUGAGGAAGCUACUGGAUUUUAUCUUGUGCACAGGUGGAGGUUUCCAGCGUCUGCGGGCUCACCUUUAUGGUGCUCUGCUCUAUUACCUGCAAAUUGCCCAGAAACCUGAGGAGCCAGAGACACUCCAAACAGGUGCCUCAAUGUGGGAGCGUUUGACCGCCCCUGAAGAUUGUUUCUCCAAGCUGCAGAGAGAGAACUUGUCCAUCAUUGAGAGCUAUGGCACUGCACUCAUGGAGGUUGUGUGCAGAGAUGCUUGUGACGGCCAUGAGAUUGGCAGGAUGCUAGCUCUGGCCGUGCUGGACCGGGUGUUGUCUAUAGACAGACAGAGCCAGUGGCUGGUGUACAUGUGUAACAGUGGGUACCUGCGUGUGCUGGUUGAGAGCCUGAGACAGGACGAUGUCGCCCUGCAAACUCUACUCACCCCUCAGCCUCCACUGCUCAAACCACUCUACAUCUACGAGUCCAAAAUGGCGCUGCUGACCCGUGUGGCUAAGACAGCGCAGGGUGCGAUGGAGCUCCUCCGCUGUGGGCUGGUUGGUCAGCUGGUGGAGUGUCAGGUGUUUCACAUGCUCCCUCAAAAUGAUGCACUCAGAGUGUUCGGGCAGAGAGAUCCAUCAGGAUUUAUUCCAAGUCCUCUAGAGCGAUACAGACAGAUCCUGCUUCCUACUCUCAGACUCAUGCAGGUCAUCUUGACUUCCACCACCACACAGCACCAGCAGGGGGCGGCACAGGUGCUGCAGUGGCUCAUCGUCCACUCUGAUGUGAUUCAGUCCAUCCUUCAUGGUCAGGACAUGAGCAUGGGUGCUCUUCAGGAGCUCUCUCUCCUCACUGCCAUCAUCAGCAAGACCGCCCUGCCAGGAGCGCUGGAGAUGGGACAGGAAAUCAACAGUGCCGCCCUUAUGGAAUUACAGGGACACAUCGGCAGGUUCCAGCGUCAGUCGUUGUCUCUGCUGGUGCGGCUGGUGGGAACUGAUCGCGCUCGCUACCUGAAGCAGAUCGAGGAGUCCGUCUCCCGCGACCUCGCUGAAAAGAGAGAGGAAAUGGAGGUUGCCAUGCAACAGAUUUGUGCCAAUAUCAUGGAGUACUGCCAGACUCUUCUGCUGCAGAGCUCAGCUGAAGCCCAGUUCACUCUCUGCCUGUUCAGCCCGUCAGCAAGUGAACCAGCAGAUGUCGCCGUUCCCUCUGCUCGGGUGCCCAGCCUGGGAUUCGUUCUGCUGCUGCUGAAGAACAGCGCCACUGACUUCUUCCGAUAUCACGACAGCCACAGACAGAGCCUGAACAAGCUGGAGCGAGUGGAGCAGCUUCCCCCCGAGGAACUCAAGGAGCUGUGCCAGGGUCUGGUGUCUGGUUCUGGUGGAGUGGAAAAGAUCUCAUCGGUGCAGAGAAACGUGCUUGCCAAGCGCCGUCUCGUCCAGCUGGUCAACAACCGAGCCAAGCUUCUCGCCCUCUGCUCCUAUAUCGUGGAGACGUGCCUGUUUGUGAUCUGGCGCCACCUAGAGUUCUACUUGCUGUACUGCACCCCCUCUGACCCCAAAGACUCACUUCUGCCGGGUUACAGAGAUCCUAGCGGCAGCAGAGGUUUAAGCGUGUCGAGAGUGAGCCAGCAAGAUCUUGAACAGCUGCAGAGUGACGUGGCGAACAGCUUCAGUGAGCCGUUACAGAGGAAGCUGCUGGAGGUGGAGGGUCUUUACAGCAAAACCCGCUCCCGUCACACCUUUAUCCAAGCCCUGACGCGCAGGAUCCGAGGCCUGGUGCAUCACGCCAAAGGCUGAACGCUCACAUACAUGUAUAGUCCCCUCAAAUAGUGUUAAACAUUACUCUUUUGAAUUAAGUGGCAAAUAAUUGCUUUUUUGCAGUUUUGAAUACUAUCAAUCAACACUGAAGAUCUCUGUAUUGGAUUUCAGCUUUUUCUAUUGUGGUAAAUAAAUGGUUUUCUAAACAGA